GUCGGAAUACCCGAAGGGCACUCCUACCUUAACACAGCUGCUUUAGAGGUGAAGACUAAGGCCACACAUGCGGAGUAUAUGGCGACGCAGUUCUUUGCCGGGCGUUCGGCGCAGGUGGUGGAGCCGGGACCUGGUGAUGUGCUACUACACCCCCCCGAGGGCUGCUUUGCGGUGCACAUCUUGUCCGUGGAGUUGGGCCUCCGGUUCCCACUCCAUCCCUUCGUAUUGGAGUAUUUGCAUUUCGUCAAGCUUGCUCCCUGCCAGAUCACCCCAAACAGUCACUCAUACUUAGUAGGUUUCCUGUCGCUAUGUCGGGAGAGGGGGGUGGAGGCCUCGUUAGACCAGUUCCUCCUGUCAUUCAAUCUCUGCCGGGGGGGGCACGCCAAUAGCGAGGGCUUCACUAAUCUUCAAUAGGUUCCCGAGUGGAGGCUAUUCUCUGAGGUUCCUUCCUCCCACAAAGGGUGAAAGGACAAGUUCUGUUUCAUCCGGAUGGAAGAGAAUCCCUUCCCUGCUCCUCUCCGCGACAAUUUCCGGAGGCACCCGAAGGUGGGGAAUGCUUUCCUUGCUACUCUCCCGGAGGAGCUGCUCUGACUGGGCUUCCGGCGAUUGCGAUUGGUGGGGGAGGCUGGUGACAAGUACCCUCCGAUAGAUAGGGUGUACGAGAGUGCCAGAGGCCCGGACAUGGACGCCAAAAACUUUGCCAAGCUGAAAAAACAACUGGCCAAAGAACCGAAGAAGAAGAAAGCCGAGGGGCCCUCUCAGCAGAGGCCCGUCGAAGAUUUUUUCUUGGGGGAGGAAGCUAUCAAGGCCCCGGUAGAAGAGGGGCCUUCGAGAAACAUCAAUGCCGCUGCCGGUGCUGAGGCCGGAGUGUUGCAAACCAAGGCGGCCAAGAGGUAGGCUCCGGGAAAAGGCCUUGUUGCCCCUGGAAAAAGUGCCAAGAAGGCUACUGGUGAAAAAGGGGCGCCAGUGGUUGUGUCCGAGGGUCAUUCAUCCUCCGGCACUCUGAUGAUGGUGGUCGCUCCUGCCCCCCUUCCGGACCAGGUCGGAGAUGGGACAUGGCCCCGGGAGAACGUCCAGUUCUCCAUCAAGAAGGGGACCGCCAUAAUGCAUGGUACCCUAGAUGCGAAGGAGUUCCUGAAUGGGGCUACUCCUCCGCUGGAUAGAUCGGCCCUCAGCCGGUAUGAUGAUGCAGCCCUGGACUCCAAGCUGCUUCAGGCCUCGGUGACUGCCAGCGUAGCCCUCAGAGAACAUGUCCGAAGGGCAGAGCAAUUGCGCCUUCAGAAGGCGGAGUCGGACGAGGCUUUGAGGAAGCUCGUCGCGACUAACACCGAGGCCAUCCGGAAGAUGGCAACCUUGGAGGAGACCCUUCGGCAGACCAACGAGUUGCUGAAGGCUGCCCAGAAGGAGAAAGCCGAAGCCGAGGAAGCUGCUGCCCUCGCCGCCAAGUCAGCCGCAGAAAAAGCCGAGGAGGCCCAGAAGGAAGCGGUCCUGUAGGCUAAAAAGGAUGAUGUUGCUUCUUUCCUUGCCGGGGGCUGGAAAUCUGAAGACAAUAAGCAGUGGCUGGCUUCGGUGGUUGAGGCCACUGUCGAUGACUGGGUGGGAGGCCCCGGGGCGAUGUGGUUAGUGUAACACCCCCAAAUUUCCCGCCCAAAAACAUUGAUAUGAUUGAAAUAAAACUUUUAUUUAUUGAUAAUAAAAUUUAAAGAGUACAGCGGAAGUCUAAAUAGGGAAAUGGGUGUUACCGCCACAUCCGGUCAUCUCUCAACCGGAUGCACAGGCAACUAAAACAAAACAAUAAAACUAAUUAAAUAAAUAAAUGUUUAUUUCAAGACUAAAUUUGACUAAGG
Messenger RNA from Cuscuta epithymum, 1847 nucleotides. Lineage: Eukaryota; Viridiplantae; Streptophyta; Magnoliopsida; Solanales; Convolvulaceae. The record is from the annotation of a GenBank genome assembly.